AUGGAGCCAAUGGAUUAUCAAUCUCAAAACCCAACGUUGAUUAUACUAUCACCACAAAUUAAAAACGAUGAUGGAAAAGAAAAUAACAAUCAUCACCACCAUCAUCAACAAGAAAAUAGGAAAAAGGUUGGCGAAGAAGAGGAUAAUAAUAAUAAUAGUAGUAGUAGUAGUAAUGACAAUGAUGAAAGUGAUGAGGAUAAUGAUGAUAGUAAUGAAAAUGAAGAUACAGAACAUCAUUUACAUAUCGAUACCUCACCUUCAAUUCAUCACGAAGAGUUAGUCACAGAUACGGAUACAUUAAAAAAACAAAAACAACAACAACAACUUAAUAUUGAACAAGAGCAAGAAGUUGAAUUAGAAGAUAACAUUACACCUUAUGAUCAAAAUGGUACACCAAUUGAUCAAUUGCAACAACAAGUUGAGCAAGAUUGUCAACAACUUCAAGUUAUAGAUGUUUUAGUUCCCUCCACUGAACAAUCUCAAGAGAGAAGAAAACAACAAGAACAAUCACAACAGCAACAGCAACAAACACUACCACAAUCACAACCACAACAACAACAACAACAACAACAACAACAACAACAACAACAACAACAACAACAACAACAACCACCACCACCACCACCACCACCACCACAACAACAACAACAACAACAACAACAACAACAACAACAACAACAACAACAACAACAACAACAACAACAACAACAACAACAACAAGAGCAACAAGAACAAGAGGAAGAAGAACAUCAAGAAGAACAUCAAGAGGAGCACCAAGAACACCAAGAAGAGCAUCAAGAAAUUCAAGAAAUUCAAGAGAUUCAUGAACAUCAAGAACAUCAUGAGUUUUUAGAACAUGAGCAUCAACAUGAUAUUGAAAUGGAUGAAAGUGAAUUACAUCAUCAUCACCAUCAUCAAGAGAUUUUAAAUCAAACUCAAUCGCCACAAGCAGAGCAUCUUCAUCAUCAUCAUGGAAUGAUUCCAGUUUAUCAAAAGAAAUGUUGUAAUUGUGAAUGUGAUUGUGGUCAAGUAUUAUUGAAUACAGUAUCUGAUGUAGUCAAUGAAAAGAUUGGCGGUGUUUGGGAUCAACUUCAAAAACUUUAUCAUCAAAAUCAACGUUUAGAAGAUAUGUUAACCUCUGUAAUUCAUAUAAGAUAUCCAGAAUUAAAAAGAAAAAUGAUGGUACCAAUUUCAAUACCAAAUCCUCAACCAUUAAAUAAUAAUUUAAAUUUAAAUCAUAAUUUAAAUCAUAAUUUAACUCAUAAUACAAACAAUAAUUUAAAUAAUGUAAAUGAUCCAAGUGUAAAUAGAAUUUCAAAUAAUAAUAAUAAUAAUAAUAAUAAUAAUAAUAAUAAUAAUAAUAAUAAUAAUAAUAAUAAUAAUAAUAAUAAUAAUAAUAAUAAUACAGCCUCUAUAGCUACAAAUGCAACUCCAAUUGUUGUUGGUGGUACUAAUACUAAUAAUAAUAAUAAUAAUAAUAAUAAUAAUAAUAAUAAUAAUAAUAAUAAUAAUAAUAAUAAUAAUAAUAAUAAUAAUAAUAAUAAUAAUAAUAAUAAUAUGAAUAAUAAUAAUAGCAAUAGUAAUAGCAAUGGCAAUGGCAAUAGUAAUAGCAAUAGCAACAGCAAUACUAAUAAUAAUACUAAUAAUACUAAUACUAAUACUAGUAAUAAUAAUAAUAAUAAUAAUAAUAAUAAUAAUAAUAAUAAUAAUAAUAAUAAUAAUAAUAAUAAUAAUAAUAAUAAUAAUAAUAACAAUAAUACUAAUACUAAUAAUAACACCAAAACUAAUACUAAUAAUAACAAUAGUGGUAACAUCAACAACAAUAGUAGCAAUAGUAAUAGCAAUAGUAACAGCAAUAGCAAUAGCAAUAGCAAUAGCAAUAGUAAUAGUAAUAGUAAUAGUAAUAGUAAUAGUAAUAGUAAUAGUAAUAGUAAUAGUAAUAGUAAUAGUAUUAGUAUUAGUAAUAGUAAUACCAAUGGCAAUAGCAAUAGCAAUAGCAAUAGCAAUAACAAUAACAAUAACAAUAACAAUAACAAUAACAAUAACAAUAACAAUAACAAUAGUAAUAGCAAUAGCAAUAACAAUAGCAAUAGUAAUAGCAAUAGCAAUAGCAAUGGUAAUAGUAAUGGUAAUAGCAAUAGCAAUGGUAAUAGCAAUGGUAAUAGCAAUAGCAAUAGUAAUAGUAAUAGUAGUAGUAAUAAUAAUAAUAAUAAUAAUAAUAAUAAUAAUAAUAAUAAUAAUAAUAAUAAUAAUAAUAAUAAUAAUAAUAAUAAUAAUAAUAAUAAUAAUAAUAAUAAUAAUAAUAAUAAUAAUAAUAAUAAUAAUAAUAAUAAUAAUAGUAAUAAUAAUAAUAAUAAUGGUAGCAAUGUUAGUAACAACAAUAAUAACAACAAUAAUAAUAAUAAUAAUGUAUCAAUAGUCAGUCAAAAUAUAGAUGAAAUUCAAGUCUCAUCUACUUCACAAAGUCAAUCAUCACAACAACCAAACUCACAAACAACACAACCACAGAUUCAAGUGCAACAACAACAACAAACACAACAGUCAGUCUCACAAACAACACAACAACAGCAACAACAACAACAACCAACCUCACAAACAACACAACCACAGAUUCAAGUGCAACAACAAUUAGUUCAAACUCAACAACAAAUAAUACUACAACCUCAACAACAAAUUAUAAAUACAACAUCAUCACCAAUGCAUAUGGUUUAUCAAUAUCAUCCAAGUGGAAACCAUCACCAUGAGUUAUUAGAACAAGGAUCACCAGGUGAUUACUCAUAUUCAGAUGAACAACCAAAAAAGAGAAGAAGAAUUUAUUCACAAAAUAUAUCAAAUAAAAUCAAUAGAAUAUUGGAACCAUUAUUUGACAAUGGUUGGGCACUUCAAAAAGAUCAAGAGAGAUUAUUUGGUGACCAAAUCUCUCAAGGAAUCAAUGUAGACAUCACUGAAGGUAUUGCAAUCGUUAAACAAUUUUGGCAAAGAUCAAGAGGUAACUCAAAGAGAUUAUUUACUCAAUUGGAUGAUUAUAGAAUUGGUUUGGAAUAUUUGGAGAAAGAGGACCCAAUAUCGAGAGAGAUUUUAAUUAGAAGAUUUAAAUUUGAAGAUUCUGAUAUCAUAAAGAAAGACUAUGAAGAGGUUACAAAGAUAUUAAGAGAUAUGAAUUCAAAGGGUAGUGGUAGAACCUCAAUAAAGAAUAAAAAAGCUUUGAAAAAGUUACCUGAAACUCCAAUUAAAACUUUCAAAGGUAGAGCUGCUGCACUUUGUAAUCAUUUCUUUCAUUAUGCUCAUAAUAAUUUAAAUAAAGAAACUUUGGAAUUAAUUGAUCCUGAAUUUUUAUCAACUCCUGAAAUUGAAGAAAAUUUAAAAAGAUAUUAUAUAGAACUAACUCAACGACAACAACAAUUACAACAACAGCAACAACAACAACAACAAGCUCAACAAUUUCAACUACAACGAUUUCAACAACAACAACAACAACAACAACAACAACAACAACAUCAUCAACAACAAUUACAGCAUCAUCAUCAUCAACAACAACAACAACAACUAACUAUUGAAAGAUCAUCUUCACCUGGUUUAGCUAAUAGUGAUGGUGAUCAAGAUAUGGGUGGUGAACAUCAAAAUCACCAUCAUCACCAUCAUGAUGCUGGUUCUGUCCAAGAAUAA
This is a messenger RNA of Dictyostelium discoideum AX4, 3666 nucleotides long. RefSeq lists its product as hypothetical. Bases 1 to 3666 code for a protein of 1221 amino acids. The transcript has a single exon. NCBI's taxonomy places the organism in Eukaryota, Evosea, Eumycetozoa, Dictyosteliales, Dictyosteliaceae. The record is from RefSeq and is a predicted model, not a curated record.